Molecule: messenger RNA, 2193 nt
Organism: Lachnellula hyalina
Lineage: Eukaryota; Fungi; Ascomycota; Leotiomycetes; Helotiales; Lachnaceae
Product: Aurofusarin cluster transcription factor
Exons: 3
Coding region: 1-2193 (730 amino acids)
Biological process (GO): regulation of DNA-templated transcription; DNA-templated transcription
Molecular function (GO): DNA binding; DNA-binding transcription factor activity, RNA polymerase II-specific; zinc ion binding
Source: RefSeq, a predicted model, not a curated record
AUGGACGGGAGACCUUCUCCAACUUCUGCAUCUGGCCAAACUCCUCUUACCAAAAUCACUCGUGGCCAUUCCUGUCUCUUGUGUCAACAGAGGAAAGUAAAAUGCGACAGACAAAAGCCUUGCUCCAAUUGCAUCAAAGCCCAAGCCAAAUGUGUAGCCAGUACGCCUAGUCUUCCAAGGCGCCGGAAGAGGAAGCUCACCGAGAUUGAUCUUGCUGCAAAACUUCGAAAGUACGAACACUUAUUGAAAAGUCAUGGCGUCAAUAUUGAUGAGGACAUUCCUGAGGAAUUCGAAACCGAUGAACCCCUUCCCCAAAACAAGUCACCCGACCAUCAUGAGUUUCAAUUGCUCAGUAUGAAUGUCCCUAGUCCUCGAACAUCUGAAAGAGAUGGAGGUUCACUGUUUACGAAUAAAGGCAAUUCGCAUUACGUUGAUAAUCCUUUCUGGCAGGGUAUUCAUAAAGAUGACUUCCAGUAUCCAAAGGAUGCUCUUCAAGCCGGCUCCUCAGAUGACGAAUCCAAUGAUGGCGCGCCCUACCCUCAUGCUGAGAGUCUGCUAGUUGGUCAUACAUCAACAGGCUCGAAGAAGUUGACAUCCAUGCAUCCUCCACCCGUCCAUAUUUUCCGGCUAUGGCAGACCUUUCUCGUCCACGUUAAUCCUCUCGUCAAAAUAUUUCACGCACCGACAGUGCAGCAGAUGAUCCUUGAUGCAAGUGGAAAUCUGGAAACGGUGUCUCGAUCGACUGAGGCUCUGAUGUUCUCCAUUUACUUUCUUGCUGUCGUGGCACUGGACAAUGCAGAUUGCCAGAGCAUGUUUAAUGAGACUCGCCAAGUGCUAGUCGCUAAGUAUUGCAACGGAACGCAACAGGCUUUGAUAAAUGCGAAAUUUCUCAAGUCGCUGAAUAUUUCGACACUUCACGCAUUCAUAAUCUACUUGCAUGGAGUUCGCAAGAACUUGGAUCAUCACUCAAUUUCCGUUCUCACUGGGGUUGCGGUUCGAAUUGCCCAGAGACUUGGGCUGCAUCGAGAUAGUUCGAAAUAUAAGGUUUCGCCUUUUGAUGCAGAGAUCAGGCGGCGUACAUGGUGGCAAGUAGUUUUCCUAGAUGGCCAUGCCUCAAAACUAGCCGGAUUUGGUUUCCAAGUAUGGAAUUUCCCCUUUGAUACCCAAGUGCCGUUGAAUAUCUCCGACAGCGAUUUGAGCCCAACUAUGAAAGAACCACCGAAGGAAAAAGAAGGGGCUACGGAGAUGAUGUUCUGUUGCCUUCGAUUCGACGUUGCCGUUGCCAUCAGGAAAGCAGGUACGAGGACAGGAAUAUCCGUAGAGGAUGGCGAAAUCGGAUGGACUAAGCCCCAUGGUCCUCAGCAUCUCCAAGCGAAAGACAAAGCUAUCAACGAUCUAGAGGCUCAUUUUGAACGAAAGUACACGAGAUACUGUGAUGCAUCGAUUCCUUUGCAUCUUCUGGUUAUGCAUGUAGCAAAAUCUGUCAUUUGCACUAUGAGAAUCAUGGCACAUCAUCCGCGACAAUAUCCUGAUAAAGGAGCGAGUAUGCCACAGGCUGAGAAGGAUUUUGUCUUUAAGGAAGGCUUAAAGGAAUUAGAAAUCGAUGGGCUUGGUCAAAAUUCCAAAGAGAUUGAGGGGUUUCGCUGGCACAUUCAGCACUAUUUUCAAUUGUCUGCUUUUAUUUACAUACUCGGCGAGCUCCGACAUCGACUUACGGGUGAUUUAGUAGAAAGGUCAUGGCAACAGGUCGAAAUUGCCUACGAAUAUCGGCCUCAUAUGAUCACUGAUACCAAGAAUGCGCUCUAUUAUGCUAUUGGAAACUUGACCCUCAAGGCCUGGCGAAGAAGGGAGGAAUCUGGUGUUCUUAGUCACAGAAGACAUGGGAACUCAACUCCGCGAUAUAUUACUUUGCUACGCGCUCAACGGAAUGUUCUGGAUUUACCACAGCCAGCUGCUGUAUUUCAGAACCAGGAAUCAUACUUGAGAUCGAAUCAAAUGCCAGACUUUACUAGCAAUCUUCCACCGAUGAAUAACACGUACCAAAACACGAGAGACGACUGGGAAAUAUCCGAUCUUUCUUACGACAAUACAAUGCCCGAAAUCACUCCAGUUGAUUGGGAAUACUGGAACACACUCAUGGAUGGCGAGCUCCCGGCAUACACCGGCAAUGGCUAUGAAAUUGAGUACAAUUAA